Molecule: messenger RNA, 2288 nt
Organism: Copidosoma floridanum
Lineage: Eukaryota; Metazoa; Arthropoda; Insecta; Hymenoptera; Encyrtidae
Gene: Fbxo42
Product: F-box protein 42
Cellular component (GO): SCF ubiquitin ligase complex
Molecular function (GO): ubiquitin-like ligase-substrate adaptor activity; protein binding
Source: RefSeq, a predicted model, not a curated record
AUACAGUUCUAUACAUACAUAGGGCGAUAUAUAUAAGAAAUUUCAUGCAAUGAAUGCGCAACAAAAUAACAAUAAUACUUCUGUACCUCUUUGACUUUGACAUUCUUGACGUCCACACAAAUUAACGAUUGAAGAGCCUAUUCUUAUAAAGUGUUAAACCAUCGUGUUUUAUUUUUUAGAGCCAUUUUAUGGGUACAGUACAAUAAUUUUUUGCUAUGGGAGUUGUUGAUUGUCAUUUUGUGUGCAGUAAUACAAUAACAAUAUCAGCCUCAGUCAUGUGUUUCGAGUUUUUAUAAAUUUCAAGUAAGCAUUAUUCUCACCUAAGUGGUGAGGGAAAAAACAUUGUGUUCAUGGUGAGAAAUGUUGAAUAUCUCAAAAAACAGACAAUCGUCGGUAUUAAACAAUCCUGUAAAUGUUAGGUUAUGUUGUUGAGAAAACAAUCAGCAUCAUAUGCGUCAUUUGUAGUUUCUGUGUUAUAAAGUGCGUCCGCAGAAAAGUUGUAAAAGUGAUAUUUUAAAAUGCAAUGCCACAUUAAUGAUCUGCCGGAUGAAAUUUUGGAGUACAUUUUAAGCUUGGUUCCUCCUUACAAAGAUCUUCAGGAAUGUAGGUACGUCUCCAAGAGAUGGUGUCAGGCAACAAAUAACGUUAUCGAGCACAACCAGGCACACUUUCAAAAGUCAGUGGCUUAUGGAUCUUUACUCUGGAAUUCUUGGCCCAGUACGCACUGGACACCAACCAUUGGAAAGAGACACUCUCAUUCAGCCUGUGCAUAUAAUAAUUCUAUGUAUGUUUUUGGUGGAUGUACAGCUGCUUGUACUACGUUUAACGAUCUAUGGAGACUAGAUCUUGAUACCAGAGAAUGGGUGAGACCCAUUACAAUGGGAAGCUAUCCAUCUCCCAAAGCGUGUGCAACUAUGCUCUACUACAAAAAAAGUUUUAUCUUGUUUGGUGGCUGGUCUCAUCCUUCUCCAUAUCCUUUGCAUCAGCAAUGGAAGUUGUUCAAUGAACUGCACGUUUAUUCGAUUGAAUCCAAUCGUUGGGCUGCUAUAAAUCCAUUAGAAACACCACCCCCAACAUCAGCUCAUUCUGCCUCUAUUCAUGGAAAUACUAUGGUUGUAUUUGGUGGUGUUUCUAAUGGAUAUAGUACAAAUGAUGUAUGGUGUUUAAACUUAGACACGUACACAUGGAAAAAACAAGCCACGUCUAUUUUAAAGCCUUUGUCGCGUUAUGGCCAAUCACAAAUACCAUUGGGUGAUAAAUAUAUACUCAUACUAGGUGGAUGUACAGGUCCAAACGUUGCCAUGAAUGAUGCUUGGCUUCUGACAAUGGAAGAUCCAGUUUGGAUGUGGAAAAAAGUCAAUAUGCGUCAUGUAGAGUAUGCCCCAACUAGGAUAUGGUGCCACCAGGCAUGCAAGGUGGGGAAUAAUGUGAUCGUUUUGAGUAAGAAAAAAAGACAAUCACAUCUCAAUGGUAUGAGUAUAUCUGUAGGAAAACCAGCAAAUCCUCCUCAAAAUUUUAAUAUACCUCCCCGAGAACGGCACAUACAAAGACCAACGCGAGAAAUAGAUCGAGAUGAGAAUGUCAAUGGGCGCCGAGGCCAUCUUCAAAGAUCAAAUCUUCGAAAUUCACAACCCAGAGCAUCGAGUUCACCGUCUAAUCACGUUCUGCCGAUGCCAAUUUACGACAGCACGUUGAGCUUGGCUGCCUUCCGUGAAGAUGCCGUACGAACCAACUCCUCCUUAAACCGCCAGCGGCAGUUGGAAUCUCUUCGUCGAUUGGAAGAGAGACUUCAGAGCCGCAAAGUUCAGUCCAAGGCUGUCAAAAAGACCGAAAAUACACUAGCCAUAUUUGUACUAGACAUUAACGACGUGUUGUGCAACGAGUGUUCCGCAUCCUGGAUUCCUUUGAAACAAAAUAAUCAGGCUGGUCCGGACGAGAGAAUACUGUAUUCUCUGGUCCUUGGCAAGGGAGAACUAAUAGUUUUUGGAGGAAUAAGAAAAGAACAGGCAACGACUCAAGGACAGACGGAUUUUGAUGACUCCCAAGUGUACAAUGAUCUUCAUUUUAUUAAUCCGCCCAAGUAUGUUAUAUAGUGUACAUAAAAGUAACAUAAUGCUGUAAAAUUUUAUUGGUUUCUCGGGUCUUAUUGAUGGAAAGUAAGUAUAAAAUCUUUAAAUAUCAAAUUGUAACAUAUAUGUAUAAAUUUCUUUAUCAGUAAAGAAUACUGUAACAAAGCAAAAAACGCUUUUUAAAUUAAUUAAAGUAUAAAUACAAAGAUUUUUUUUAAA